AUGGUGAUCUACCUUGGGAUGUCCAUAGACUCCACUCUCAUGAGGGCACGUCUCCCUCAGGUGAGAGUAACAAAAUCCUGUCCUACCUCAACUGUUUCCAGCUCGGACGAGCCAUGUCGGUGUUAGUGCCAACAGUUACUCGGCCUACUGACGGGCAUUCUCCAUCAGGCCACUCCAGUUGGCCGCUGGAUCCCCCCAUGGAGUGGUCAACACAUCUAUGAGCUGGAGCUCAGGGUGGUUCGCCUAGCUCUUCAACAGUUCCAGCCCUACCUGGUUGGACAGCAUUUCCUGAUCCAAUGGCUCGGGAGCUCUUGCCGUGGGCCCAGACCUGCUUGGUAUUGCUGUGAACAGCACAUAUCCCCAGGGUCUGACAAUGCAGUGGACAUGCUCUCGAGAGACGGUCCGCCGGGGUGGGGGGACUAGAGUCUACACCUUCAGGUGGUGCUACAGCUUUGGGACAGGUUCGGGAGAGCACAGGUGGCCAUGGUUUCUUCCACCAAUGCAUCAUAUCAUAUUCUAUACCUGGUUUGAGAGCCAUAUGUGCAAACGGUUUUACGGUUUUCACAGUCACUGCUUGAUACGGGCCGAGCGGCAUCCACAUUGAGAGUGUAUUUAGCCGCUAUCCCGGCAUGCCAUGACGAAGGCCAAGAGGGACCCAUGGCUGGCUACCCAUUGCUCUCCAAACGUAUGAAGGGAGUUCGAUGUCUGUGUCCAGCAAUGACCCGCUCGGUGCCAAACUGUAACGUUGACGUGGUGCUGUCAGCGCUUGCUAAGCCGCCCUUGAAAGUCGAUGACUUUGAAGCACCUAUCCAUGAAGGUGGCAUUGCUGUUGGCUAUUACCUCCACUAAGAGGGUGAGUGAAUUUCAUGCCUUUUCAGUGAGCACUGAAUGUUUUUCAGAAUGGGUCCAGACAAGAGGAGUGUCACCCUCAGUCUUAACCCCUCAUUCUUGCCGAAGGUCCUGUUUGACAGACAUGUGAACCAGCACUUACAUUUGUUUGCAUAUGCUGCUCCCGUGGCUGCGGGUAAGCUGGGUGUUUUUUCCCGAAGUGUGCUCUGCCCGGAUCAGGGCUUUGGACACUUAUAUUACACAGACACAGGCAAUACGACAGUCUGAUUGGCUAUGGUGAGAGAGUUCUGGACCAGAGCCUAUCGAUACAAAGACUCUCACAUUGGAUUGUGGACACUAUGACUACAGCAUAUCGGCUGGCCAGCUGGCCUCUGCCGUCUGCUGUAGUGGGGCAUUCUACUAGAGGAGUAGCUACAUCGUUGGCACUGCUCCGAGGAGUUCCCCUCAAUGACAUCUGCGCCUUGGCCAGUUGGGCAUCGUCUAGCACCUUUUUCUAGGUACUAUCGAGUCAUUGUUGCCCCCGCCAAUGAGGUUGGAAUGUCUGUGCUGGCUGUUGCCUCCGCUUCCCUGAGUGGGAACGGGGGGACAUAGCAACUAUGACUGCCCUGAGCUCAGUCCUACAGGACUUUGCUCUCUGUAUGGCCCUUACAAAGUUUACAGAUGAAUCAGGUAUUUAUGAUGCCAUAUUGGAGUGAUUGAAGGUUAUGUAUGUAACCACGGUUAUGUGAGCUAUUGGAUCACUCCAAUCCACAUUGUCGAUGAUCAACGGUGCCUCGAAAAGGACACGAGGUGGAAGUAGUGGGGGGCAGCUAUUUAAGUGAUUCAGCCGCAGCCCUACCCAGUACACGGGACUUAUCUGAAAUUCUUACUCAGAAUUUAUCCUGCCACUCAAAAGGAUACAUUAUUGGAGUGAUCUAAUAGCUCACAUAACACUUUGUUAAACAACCCUGCCAAAUGAAAAUGCACAUUAUUGACUUCCUUUGUCCUAUUCAAUUAUCAAUGAAAUAGGCUAAUAAAUUGCCUAAUGCAUGGCUGGCAACUACAGCCUGCAUUUAUUCCAGACACAGAUUUAGAUGAUGGUAGGCUAAUUCGUUUGCCCCAAACGUUUCUCUCCCCUCACUUAUGCCACAACAUUUGUACAAUAAAAAUAAACGAUCUACAUUUGUCAUUUUAUUUUCUAACGAUCUGUCGCUCGGGUGAACAUGCCAGGGUGGCAAUAAAUUAUAAUAGCAAGCAAGCAUGGGCUUGGAUUACGACAUUAACGACAGACGUCGUCAGCAAUGGAAUAAUUAUACGGACAGACAAAGUAGGACUACUAAACAACGGCAAGUAGGCAUACAAAAACAACCAUAUGGCCUCAGCAAAGUCGACAGGAAACAACUACAAUGAACAACAAUGACUAGCUACGGAUUCUGAUUCAUACAUAAUGUUUGGAGAAGGGGAGACUGUGAAUGAGUGAAGCAGAGCUGCCAGGUAUUAUCUGGGGAAAUGAGAGCAGAGGGAGAGCGGCUUGUUAUAAUCCAAUUGUUGCAGCAGGCUCAACCGAUACCCUGCCCAUGUCUUUACAGACAGAAGAACUAGAAAAUAGUUGUUUAUAGCACACAGCGCUUCACAAUGUUUGAGUGAAAGAGAGAUGCGUGCUGUCAGCUGAAAAUUACAUUUUCCCGAUCACGGAUAAUUACAGAAAAUACUUGUCAUAAUCGUAUUCUGAAAAUUCUCCUUAUCCGUUACUAUACUAGUUUUGUCCGAAUACUCGGCACACCCCUACUGUACAUGUAAACAGGGCUGAAAAGUGAGUGGUCGCAGGACUAUAUACUGUAAACACAGGGCCUUCAGAAAGUAUUCAUACCCCUUGACUUUUUCCACAUUCUGUUGUGUUACAAAGUGGGUUUAAAAUGGAUUUAAUUGUAAUUUUUUGUCAACGAUCUACACAAAAUACUCUAAUGUCAAAGUGGAUGAAAAAUUCUAACGUGAUUUAAAAAUAUAUAUAUACAGUAUCUAUACAGUGGGGGAAAAAAGUAUUUAGUCAGCCACCAAUUGUGCAUGUUCUCCCACUUAAAAAGAUGAGAGAGGCCUGUAAUUUUCAUCAUAGGUACAUGUCAACUAUGACAGACAAAAUGAGAAAAAAAAUUCCAGAAAAUCACAUUGUAGGAUAUUUAAUGAAUUUAUUUGCAAAUUAUGGUGGAAAAUAAGUAUUUGGUCAAUAACAAAAGUUUCUCAAUACUUUGUUAUAUACCCUUUGUUGGCAAUGACAAAGGUCAAACGUUUUCUGUAAGUCUUCACAAGGUUUUCACACACUGUUGCUGGUAUUUUGGCCCAUUCCUCCAUGCAGAUCUCCUCUAGAGCAGUGAUGUUUUGGGGCUGUCGCUGGGCAACACAGACUUUCAACUCCCUCCAAAGAUUUCCUAUGGGGUUGAGAUCUGGAGACUGGCUAGGCCACUCCAGGACCUUGAAAUGCUUCUUACGAAGCCACUCCUUCGUUGCCCGGGCGGUGUGUUUGGGAUCAUUGUCAUGCUGAAAGACCCAGCCACGUUUCAUCUUCAAUGCCCUUGCUGAUGGAAGGAGGUUUUCACUCAAAAUCUCACGAUACAUGGCCCCAUUCAUUCUUUCCUUUACACGGAUCAGUCAUCCUGGUCCCUUUGCAGAAAAACAGCCCCAAAGCAUGAUGUUUCCACCCCCAUGCUUCACAGUAGGUAUGGUGUUCUUUGGAUGCAACUCAGCAUUCUUUGUCCUCCAAACACGACGAGUUGAGUUUUAACCAAAAAGUUAUAUUUUGGUUUCAUCUGACCAUAUGACAUUCUCCCAAUCCUCUUCUGGAUCAUCCAAAUGCACUCUAGCAAACUUCAGACGGGCCUGGACAUGUACUGGCUUAAGCAGGGGGACACAUCUGGCACUGCAGGAUUUGAGUCCCUGGCGGCGUAGUGUGUUACUGAUGGUAGGCUUUGUUACUUUGGUCCCAGCUCUCUGCAGGUCAUUCACUAGGUCCCCCCUUUGGGAUUUUUGCUCACCGUUCUCUUGAUCAUUUUGACCCCACGGGUGAGAUCUUGCGUGGAGCCCCAGAUCGAGGGAGAUUAUCAGUGGUCUUGUAUGUCUUCCAUUUCCUAAUAAUUGCUCCCACAGUUGAUUUCUUCAAACCAAGCUGCUUACCUAUUGCAGAUUCAGUCUUCCCAGCCUGGUGCAGGUCUACAAUUUUGUUUCUGGUGUCCUUUGACAGCUCUUUGGUCUUGGCCAUAGUGGAGUUUGGAGUGUGACUGUUUGAGGUUGUGGACAGGUGUCUUUUAUACUGAUAACAAGUUCAAACAGGUGCCAUUAAUACAGGUAACGAGUGGAGGACAGAGGAGCCUCUUAAAGAAGAAGUUACAGGUCUGUGAGAGCCAGAAAUCUUGCUUGUUUGUAGGUGACCAAAUACUUAUUUUCCACCAUAAUUUGCAAAUAAAUUCAUUAAAAAUCCUACAAUGUGAUUUUCUGGAAAAAAAAAUCUCAAUUUGUCUGCCAUAGUUGACGUGUACCUAUGAUGAAAAUUACAGGCCUCUCUCAUCUUUUUAAGUGGGAGAACUUGCACAAUUGGUGGCUGACUAAAUACUUUUUUCCCCACUGUAUAUAUAAGUAUUCAUCCCCCUGAGUCAGUACAUGUUAGAAUCACUUUUGGCAGCGAUUACAACUUUGAGUCUUUCUUGGUAAAGUCUGUAAGAGCUUUCCACACCUGGAUUGUGCAACAUUUGCCCAUUAUUCUUUUCAAAAUUCAUCAAGCUCUGUCAAAUUGGUUGUUGAUCACUGCUAGACAACCAUUUUCAGGCUUUGCCAUAGAUUUUCAAGCAGAUUUAAGUCAAAACUGUAACUCGGCCACUCAGGAACAUUCACUGUCUUCUUGGUUAGCAACUCCAGUGUAGAUUUGGCCUUGUGUUUUAGGUCAUUGUCUUGCUGAAAGGUGAAUUAAUCUCCCAGUGUCUGGUGGAAAGCAGACUAAACCAGGUUUUCUUCUAGCAUGUUGCCUGUGCUUAGCUCCAUAUAAUUUAUUUGUUAUCCUGAAAAACUCUCCAGUCCUUAACGAUUACACUUCAGCGAGCAGGCCUUUCUAAUUGACCUGGCCCGGGUAUCCUGGAUGGAUAUUGACCUCAUUCCGUCAGUAGAGGAUGCCUGGUUGUUCUUUAAAAGUGCUUUCCUCUCCAUCUUAAAUAAGCAUGUCCCAUUCAAAAAAUGCAGAACUAAGAACAGAUAUAGCCCCUGGUUCACCCCAGACUUGACUGCCCUUGACCAGCACAAAAACAUCCUGUGGCGUACUGCAUUAGCAUCGAACAGCCCCCGCGAUAUGCUACUUUUCAGGGAAGUCAGGAACCAAUAUACACAAUCAGUUAGGAAAGCAAAGGCUAGAUUUUUCAAACAGAAAUUUGCAUCCUGUGUUACUAACUCCAAAAAGUGUUGGGACACUGUAAAGUCCAUGGAGAAUAAGAGCACCUCCUCCCAGCUGCCCUCUGCACUGAGGCUAGGAAACACUGUCACCACCGAUAAAUCUACGAUAAUCGAGAAUUUCAACAAGCAUUUUGCUACGGCUGGCCAUGCUUUCCACCUGGCUACCCCUACCCCGGCCACCAGCUCUGCACCCUCCGCUGCAACUUGCCCAUGCUCCCCCCCCCCCCCCCGCUUCUCCUUCACCCAAAUUCAGACAGCUGAUGUUCUGAAAGAGCUGCAAAAUCUGGACCCCUACAAAUCAGCUGGGCUAGGCAAUCUGGACCCUUUCUUUCUAAAAUUAGCCGCCGAAAUUGUCGCAACCCCUAUUACUAGCCUGUUCAACCUCUCUUUCGUAUCGUCUGAGAUCCCCAGAGAUUGGAAAGCUGCCGCGGUUAGACCGUAAACUCUCCUUCCAGACUCACAUUAAGCAUCUCCAAUCCAAAGUUAAAUCUAGAAUCGGCUUCCUAUUUCGCAACAAAGCCUCCUUCACUCAUGCUGCCAAACAUGCCCUCGUAAAACUGACUAUCCUACCGAUCCUUGACUUCGGCGAUGUCAUUUACAAAAUAGCCUUCAACACUCUACUCAGCAAAUUGGAUGUAGUCUAUCACAGUGCCAUCCGUUUUGUCACCAAAGUCCCAUAUACUACCCACCAUUGUGACCUGUACGCUCUCGUUGGUUGACCCUCACUACAUAUUCGUCGCCAAACCCACUGGCUCCAGGUCAUCUAUAAAUCACUGCUAGGCAAAUCCCCGCCUUAUCUUAGCUCAUUGGUCACCAUAGCAACACCCACCCGUAGUAUGCGCUCCAGCAGGUAUAUCUCACUGGUCAUCCCCAAAGCCAACACCUCCUUUGGCCGCCAUUCCUUCCAGUUCUCUGCUGCCAAUGACUGGAACGAACUGCAAAAAUCUCUGAAGCUGGAGACUCUUAUCUCCCUCACUAACUUUAAGCAUCAGUUGUCGUAAAUGUAAAUGUAAUGUAAAUGUUGUCAGAGCAGCUUACCGAUCACUGCACCUGUACACAGCCCAUCUGUAAUUAGCCCACCCAACUACCUCAUCCCCGUAUUGUUAUUUAUUUUGCUCAUUUGCACCCCAGUAUCUCUAAUUGCACAUCAUCUUCUGCACAUCUAUCACUCCAGUGUUAAUACUAAAUUGUAAUUAUUUUGCACUAUGGCCUAUUUCUUGCCUUACCUCCAUAACGUACUACAUUUGCACACACUGUAUAUAGAUUUUCUAUUGUGUUUUUGACUGUACGUUUUGUUUAUCCCAUAUGUAACUCUGUGUUGUUUUUAUCGCACUGCUUUGCUUUAUCUUGGCCAGGUCGCAGUUGUAAAUGAGAACCUGUUCUCAACUGGCUUACCUGGUUAAAUAAAGGUGAAGAAAAAAAAGAAGAAAAAAUACCCAUAACAGAAUGUAGCCACCACUAUGCUUGAAAAUAUGGAGAGUAGUACUCAGUAAUGUGUUGUAUUGGAUUUUCCCCAAACAUAACACUUUGUAUUCAGGACAAAAAGUUAAUUGGUUUUCCACAUUUUUUGCAGUAUUACUUUAGUGCCUUGUUGCAAACAGGAUGCAUGUUUUGGAAUAUUUGUAUUCUGUACAGGCUUCCUUUUUAUCACUCUGUCAAUUAGGUUAGUAUUGUGGAGUAACUACAAUGUUAUUGAUUCAUGCAAAGUUUUCUCCUACCACAGCCAUUAAACUCUGUAACUGUUUUAAAGUCACCAUUGGCCUCUCCGGCAACUGAGUUAGGAAGGACGCCUGUAUCUUUGUAGUUACUGGGUGUAUUGAUACACCAUCCAAAGUGUAAUUAAUAACUUCACCAUGCUCAAAGGUGAAUUAAUCUCCCAAUAGGUAGAAACCUCCCUGGUCUUUGUGGUUGAAUUUGUGUUUGAAAUUCACUGCUCAACUGAGGGACCUUACAGAUAAUUGUAUGUGUGGUGUACAGAGAUGAGGUAGUCAUACAAAUAUCAUGUUAAACAACAUUAUUGCACACAGAGUGAGUUCAUGGAACUUAUUAUGUGACUUGUUAAGCACCUGUUUACUCCUGAACUUAUUUAGGCUUGCCAUAACAAAAGGGUUGAAUACUUAUUCACUCAAGACAUUUCAGCUUUUCAUUUUUAAUUAAUUUGUAAAAAUAUCAAAAAACAUAAUUCCACUUUGACAUUAUGGGGUAUUGUGUUUAGACCAGUGACAAAACAUCUAAAUGUAAUCCAUUUUAAAUUCAGGCUGUAACAACAAAAUGUGGAAAAUGUCAAUGGGUGUGAAUACUUUCUGAAGGCACUGUACUUAUGAUUAUAUACUAAUGGCAAUAUAUACAGUGCCUUCGGAAAGUAUUCAGACCCCUUUACUUUUUCCACAUUUUGUUACGUUACAGCCUUAUUCUAAAAUUGAUUAAAUUGUGUUUUUCCCUCAUCAAUCUCCCCAUAAUGAGAAAGCAAAAAUAGGUUUUUAGAUUCAGAUCCUUUACUCAGUACUUUGUUGAAGCACCUUUGGCAGCGAUUACAGCAUCAAGUCUUCUUGGGUACGACGCUACAAGCUUGGCACACCUGUAUUUGGGGAGUUUCUCCCAUUCUUCUCUGCAGAUCCUCUCAAGCUAGAGAUCUGUGCCUCGACACAAUCCUGUCUCGGAGCUCUAAGGACAAUUCCAUCGACCUCAUUGCUUGGUUUUUGCUCUGACAUGCACUGUCAACUGUGGAACCUUAUAUAGACAGGUGUGUGCCUUUCCAAAUCAUGUCCAAUCAAUUUAAUUUACCACAGGUGGACUCCAAUCAAGUUGUAGAAACAUCUCAAGGAUGAUCAAUGGAAACAGGAUGCACCUGAGUUCAAUUUCUAGUCUCAUAGCAAAGGGUCUGAAUACUUAUGUAAAUAAGGUAUUUAUGUUUUUUUAUGUUAAAUACAUUUGCUAAAAUUUCUAAAAACCUGUUUUCGCUUUGUCAUUAUGGGGUAUUGUGUGUAGAUUGCUGAGGAUAAUUUUUUAUUUAAUCAAUUUUAGAAUAAGGCUGUAACGUAACAAAAUGUGUAAAAAGUAAAGGGGUCUGAAUACUUUCCGAAGGCACUGUACAUGUAAACAGGAGUAAUAGUGACCAGUAGCAGGAUAAAUAGAUAAAUAUUAAUGGCAAUGGCAAUCAAUAAUCAAUGGACAUAAGCGUAAUGGAGUAAUACAUCUCAAAUCAAAUCAAAAUCAAAUCAAAUUAUAUUUGUCACAUACAACAGGUGUAGACCUUACCGUGAAAUGCUUACUUACAAGCCCUUAAACAACAAUGCAGUUUUAAGAAAAAUAAGAGUUGAGAAUUUAAUUACUAAAUAAACUAAAGUAAAAAAAAAAAAAAACUGUAACAAUAAAAUAACAAUAACGAGGCUAUAUACAGGGGCUACCAGUACCGAGUCAAUGUUAGGGGGUACAGGUUAGUCAAGUUAAUUGAGGUAAUAUGUACAGUACCAGUCAAAGGUUUGGACACACCUACUCAUUGGACUGCAGAGUGAAGGAAAAGCAGCCAUCAAGUGCUCAGCAUAUGUGGGAACUCCUUCAAAACUCCUGGAAAAGCAUUCCUCAUGAAGCUGGUUGAGAGAAUGCCAAGAGUGUGCAAAGCUGUCAUCAAGGCAAAGGGUGGCAACUUUGAAGAAUCUCAAAUAUAAAAUAUAUUUUGAUAUAUUUAACCCUUUUUUUUGUUACUACAUGAUUCCAUAUGUGUUAUUUCAUAGUUUUGAUGUCUUCGCUAUUAUUCUUCAAUGUAGAAAAUAGUCAAAAUAGAGAAAAACCCUUGAAUGAGUAGGUGUUCUAAAACUUUUGACCGGUAGUGUACAGUGGGGAAAAAAUGUAUUUAGUCAGCCACCAAUUGUGCAAGUUCUCCCACUUAAAAAGAUGAGAGAGGCCUGUAAUUUUCAUCAUAGGUACACGUCAACUAUGACAGACAAAUUGAGAAAAAAAAAUCCAGAAAAUCACAUUGUAGGAUUUUUAAUGAAUUUAUUUGCAAAUUAUGGUGGAAAAUAAGUAUUUGGUCACCUACAAACAAGCAAGAUUUCUGGCUCUCACAGACCUGUAACUUCUUCUUUAAGAGGCUCCUCUGUCCUCCACUCGUUACCUGUAUUAAUGGCACCUGUUUGAACUUGUUAUCAGUAUAAAAGACACCUGUCCACAACCUCAAACAGUCACACUCCAAACUCCACUAUGGCCAAGACCAAAGAGCUGUCAAAGGACACCAGAAACAAAAUUGUAGACCUGCACCAGGCUGGGAAGACUGAAUCUGCAAUAGGUAAGCAGCUUGGUUUGAAGAAAUCAACUGUGGGAGCAAUUAUUAGGAAAUGGAAGACAUACAAGACCACUGAUAAUAAUGUUUGGAGGACAAAGAAUGCUGAGUUGCAUCCAAAGAACACCAUACCUACUGUGAAGCAUGGGGGUGGAAACAUCAUGCUUUGGGGCUGUUUUUCUGCAAAGGGACCAGGACGACUGAUCCGUGUAAAGGAAAGAAUGAAUGGGGCCAUGUAUCGUGAGAUUUUGAGUGAAAACCUCCUUCCAUCAGCAAGGGCAUUGAAGAUGAAACGUGGCUGGGUCUUUCAGCAUGACAAUGAUCCCAAACACACCGCCCGGGCAACGAAGGAGUGGCUUCGUAAGAAGCAUUUCAAGGCCCUGGAGUGGCCUAGCCAGUCUCCAGAUCUCAACCCCAUAGAAAAUCUUUGGAGGGAGUUGAAAGUCCGUGUUGCCCAGCGACAGCCCCAAAACAUCACUGCUCUAGAGGAGAUCUGCAUGGAGGAAUGGGCCAAAGAGGGAGAAUGUCAGACCAUCCAUCUUUGAGCUGAAGCUGAAGCGCAGCUGGGUCAUGCAGCAAGACAAUGAUCCAAAACACACAAUCAAAUCUACAUGAAAAUUGCUAAAAAGCAACAAAUUGUACGUUUUGGAAUGGCCUAGUCAAAGUCCAGACCUAAUCCCAAUUGAGAUGUUGUGGCAGGACUUGAAACGAGCAGUUCAUGCUUGAAAACCCACACGUCACUGAGUUAAAGCAGUUCUGCAUGGAAGAGUGGGCCAAAAUUCCUCCACAUCGACGUGAGAGACUGAUCAACAACUACAGGAAGCAUUUGGUUGGAGUCAUUGCAGCUAAAGGUGGCACAACCAGUUACUGAGUGUAAGGGGGCAAUUACUUUUUCACACAGGGGAAUUGGGUGUUGCAUAACUUUGUUUAUGAAAUAAAUAUGUCUUUGUUGUGUUAUUUGUUCACUUAUGUUCCCUUUAUCUAAUACUAGGUUUUGGUUGAAGAUCUGAUAACAUUCAGUAUCACAAAUAUGCAACAGUAGAGAAAAUUAGAAAGGGGGAAAAUACUUUUUCAUAGCACUGUAUGCUAAUGAAAAAAUAAAUACUUUAAAUAUCUUCUAUCUUAUGAACCAUAUAUCAGAUUGACUCCAGAUUUGGUAUAGACUCAAUUAUACUGAACAAAAAUAUAAACGCAACAUGCAACAAUUUCAAAAAUGUUACAGAGUUACAGAUCAUAUAAGGAAAUUAGUCAAUUUAAAUAAAUAAAUUAGGCCCUAAUCUAUGGAUUUCACAUGACUGGACUGGGGUGCAGCCAAUGGUGGGCCUCUUCCCGCAGGUGAAGAAGCCAGAUGUGGAGGUCCUGGGCUGGUGUGGUUACACGUGGUCUGCGGUGGUGAGGCCGGUUGGACGUACUGCCAAAUUCUCUGACACGGCGUUGGAGGCAGCUUAUGGUAGAGAAAUGAACAUUUAAUUAUCUGGCAACAGCUCUGGUGGACAUUCCUGCAGUCAGCAUGCCAAUUGCACGCUCCCUCAGUGCUUGAGAAUGUGUGGCAUUGUGUUGUGUGACAAAACUGCACAUUUUAAAGUGUCCUUUUAUUGUCCCCAGCACAAGGUGCACCUGUGUAAUGAUCAUGCCGUUUAAUCAGCUUCUUGAUAUGCCACACCUGUCAGGUGGAUGGAUUAUUUUGGCAAAGGAGAAACGCUCAGUAACAGAGAUGUAAACAAAUGUGUGCACAAAAUUUGAGAUAAAUAAUAUUUUUGUGAAAAUGUCUUGGAUUUUUCAUUUCAGCUCAUGAAACAUGGGACACUUUACAUGUUGUAUAUAUAUUUUUGUUCAGUGUAAUUAGCCUCUGAAUUUGAGAAUGAUUAGUUGCUGCAUUCAAAGUCGGCCAUGCUACACCACUUGAUGGCACCAUAUCUCACCAGGGCUGUAAGAACUGAACCGAUGGACAUGGGUCCAUUAAAUUUGGUAUGUAAACCUUAUGUAUACAUAUGUCCUUUGAAGUUGUUUGAAGAUAAAGUCACUGCAACCUUAGGUGGCUACACCAGACCAGUUGGUGCCACUAUAGAUGCCAUUGACACCAGUGGCAAAACUAUUGAUCAAUUGGAUUUGUCUCUUGCAAAUUAAUGUUAGAUUUAAAUUAUGCAGACGAACAAUGUGAAACAUUUUGAAAAUAACGCUGAAGAUAUUUCCCAAAUCUGAACAUAACCCAUUAGUCAAAUUGAUCACAUAAUUGGUAUAUAAACUCAAUAUAUUAAGUAAUGACUUGAACAAUGAUUACUUGCUAGACUAAACUUAACUAGACUAAACUUCACUUGCGUCAUCCUUGUGGUAUUGAGAGAUAAACAUGGUAAUGAUCUUGUCCUUUUUGUCAUCCUGUGAAUCCCGUUCUUUCUUGCUCGCUGCUAUAUUUAGAAGUUAACAUUUACAUUUAAUUUAUAUUUCAAUGGUGUACCAGCUAAAUUGCAGUGGUCUCAACUUGGGAUAGGUUCAUUCUACCGAUGAUGGGCACAACACGAACACCUCAGAUGAAAUAAAAUAGGUUCUUAGCUACAACAUACGUGUUCACAAAUUUUUUGAUAACUGAGGUUAAUGGUAAAAAAAGUUAAAUAUUUGUUGUUUAAAAAUAUUUUUUCUAUAAAUUAUACAAUUGUUUAACCCUGUUUGUAAGCUUUCAAAUUAUAUAAAACUCAACCGUUUUUCAGUGAUGAAGACAUGGAUGUCUCAUGCUAGGGUGGGUUAUGCAAAAUUGUCAACUUUGAGCACCUCUAUUUUGGCAUUCAGGUCAUUUGCGUUGACCCAUUUUUGCACUGACUAUGCACACUCAUUGGACUCUACCCACACACUAACACAUACUUACACUGACACUCCAACACACAAACAAACACACACACACACACACUACAUACGCUCACACACACACACUGCUGCUACUCUGUUUAUUAUCUAUGCUGAUUACUUUUACCCCGUACUUACAUGUAGAUAUUAUCUCAACUACCUUGUAUCCCUGCACAUUGACUCGGUAUAUAGCCUCCUUAUCUAUUGUGUUACUAUUUUCUAUUUGCUAAUUGUCUUACUUUUGAACUCUGCACUGUUGAAAAAGGGCUCGUAAGUAAGCAGUUCAGGGUAAAGUCUACACCUGUUGUAUUUGGCACAUGUGACUUUUUUCACAUUUUGACCACAAGCUGCUACAGCAUGUAACGACUAUAUUGUUGGGAGUAAUGGGUUAAUUAAUAAAGUGGUUAGAAAUCACCACUAGAGGGCAUAGGAAUAAUGAGAAGUAUUAGCCUAUGUAUCAUUUGAGUUCAGGAAGUCUUUUUUGAUCCCUAUUGUAAAAAUCCCCAUCCACCUUUUUAAAUCUUAAAUCACAAAUGUGUGGGCCAUUGCACAUUUAUCUACUGAUCAAGUCUUGUUAUUGUAUAAGGCCCUCUUUGUUUCUUACAUAGUGUGUAGUGUACUUACAGUAUGCUGCUGUGUCUGUGUGUUAUGUAGGCUAUGUAGAGAGGCCUUCGGGGGAGCCCGGCUGGGGCAGGCUAGAGCUGGCAGCAGUCAUCCUGGUGCCCUCUGCCCUGCUCUGUGUGAGCAUCCUGCUGGGUGUGUGUGUGAUGCAGGGCCAGCGCUGUGCCUACAACAGGGCCCACAAGAAUGACGUGGAGGAGCCCCUGGACGACCAGAGUCUCAUGUCCCCCGAUAACUGUCUUAAAGACCUCAUCUACGGUAUGAGCACCUCCAGCUCAGGGUCUGGUAAGAGAGAGUCUAUACAUGUAUGGUUCAAUAGAAAUCACUAGAAUGGGCAUCCCCCUUCAAGUCAAUGGGUCUGUAAUGGUGAUUCCAUUUAGGCAUGCAUCAGAGGAGAGAAGAUAAUGGUGCUCUGAUAGAUGGACCUCAUAACGAAUUUAGCAUUUUAAAUCAAUUUGAUGUUUUAAUAUUGAAAAUUGUAUUCGCUUGAUAUGGCGACAUUGGGCAGCAAGUGAGAGUAACAACACAUUGAGUUCAGAGAGUUUCCAAUUAGUUGAUGUUCCUGACAGAGCAUUUGUAACAUGAAAUCCUGAUUAAUCUGGUUUUGUUUUACAGGGCUACCACUGCUGGUACAACGGACAAUAGCUCGGACCAUCGUGCUGCAGGAGACCAUUGGGAAGGGCCGCUUCGGGGAGGUGUGGCGAGGGAAGUGGCGAGGGGAGGAUGUGGCGGUGAAGAUCUUCUCAUCCCGUGACGAGAGGUCCUGGUUCAGAGAGGCAGAGAUCUAUCAGACCAUCAUGCUCAGACACGAGAAUAUCCUGGGAUUCAUUGCAGCUGAUAACAAAGGUACUUAUUGACAUAUUUGGUCCAAAAGGCACCCUAUUUCCUAUAUAGUGCACUACUUUUCACCAGAGCCCUAUUUACUAUAUAGGGAAUAGGGUGCCAUUUGGGACGUAUCCUUGACAUAACUGCCCUUGAUAUGUUCCUUUGACUAUAUAGUGACUUAAGCAGGAAAAGCUCCUGGCCCUAACUACAUUUCAUGUCAUGUAUAUUGUUUUGAUGUGUGACAAGAAGCGUUCUCAGUAUGACUGUACACAUACACUAACCCCAGGUGUAUGACCAUGCCUUCUGCUGCCUUUUGCAGAUAACGGCUCUUGGACCCAGCUGUGGCUGGUGUCAGAGUACCACGAGCACGGCUCCCUGUUUGAGUACCUGAACAGGUACACAGUGUCUGUGGACAGCAUGAUCAUCCUGGCCUUGUCCAUCGCCAGCGGCCUGGCACACCUCCACAUGGAGAUCAUUGGCACUCAGGGUAAGGGAUUGGCACCGCAAUCCUUUCAGCCUAGAUCUUACCUCCCUGUAAUGGGAAUUUAAGAUCACUAAAUAUCAUUUUUAGAUUCAGUGUGAUUGAUAUGAUGUAGCAUAUUUAGAGUCUCUGUAUCCUAACGCUACAGGUCCACAGAUCUACCAUACACUACAUGGCUAUUAUUUGUAGUGUGGUAUGGGCUUCAAUAACAAUAGAAAAGCUGUGUAUCUGUCCGUCUAGUUUUGCACUGAUGCCAUUCCCACUUUAGAUAUUCUAUUCAACAUCCCACAGGAUUUACAUGUAUUCUUCUAGUGGUAAAAAUGAUUCACCAAAGGUCAGAACUUUAAUUACAUUGACUAGGUGAGGGCCUCCUUUUAUAACAGAAUAACCAUAGAAAAAUCCUCUUUCUAAUCUUAGAAAAGCUACUUUCCAAAGCACACUUCUUUGUGUUGCUAGUUACUUGCUGAAGUGACCUUGUCGUAUUCACAACAAUAGCCUUAUUUCUAUUUUUCUAUACAACUUUUUGCUUCUGAAUUAUUUAAUGUUUACACAGUACUACUGUUAAUCUAUUGUUAGCAACUAUUUUGCAAGGGCUAUAUAACAGUGACAACAAACAUCUACCCAUGUUUAAUGUUAGCAAGUUAUUGAAUAGACAUGAAAUAUAACCAGAACUAUGUUGUAAUGAGUGCAUCCAUUCUUAGCACCAGACAUGUAUUUGGCAAGGGCCAUACAACAGUGACAAUAAACCCAUGUAUAACAUUAGCAAGUUAUUGAAAUUACAUGUAACUAUGAAUUGUGAUGCGUCUUACAGGGAAACCUGCCAUUGCCCACAGAGAUAUCAAGUCUAAAAACAUUCUGGUGAAGAAGAAUGGGACAGCCGUCAUAGCAGACCUCGGAUUGGCUGUGAAACACGAUUCCAGCGCCAACACCAUCGACAUACCGUCCAAUCACAGAGUAGGAACAAAGAGGUAACUAGGCAGCUUUUACCUGAGAGAGAAGAACAUGGGCAUGUCUACUAGCCACUUUGAUCGACUUCUUUUUCAAUUAUUAGUAUUUUAUCUUUUAAUAUCCUUUUAGAGAGAUGGAGGGAGCAAUAUUGGCCGACGAUCAGGAAGGUCUCACAUUGACUUUGAGUAUGUCCAGAAUGCCACAGCUCUGGUCAAAAAUAGGGCACUAGGGAAUAUGGUGCCAGUCUUUACCUCAUCUCCCUUGCCCUCAUUUGUUUAUGAAAUUGAUGGCUAGCCGAGAGGUAUCCUCUUCCACGUGCUACCUUCAUCAUUCAGAGCUCCUAUUUUUAGGUCACCAUAUGUUGUUUGUUAACUGUUAAUAUAGUGAUGGGACCGCUGCUCACAUGGAGCCCUGUCUUCUGUCUAUAUAAUAAUAUAAUGUAUUUGUCUGUGUAUCUCUGUGUGCCUGCUGCCUGCAGGGUGAGAAAUUAACUUUUUGGUCUACCAGCCACUGGUGGAGAUUUUUUACCUGCCAAAAUAUAUUUUUCUCCAUAAUUACACCAAAAAUCACCCAAAAAAUGUAUUACUAGUAAGAAGUCAUGGGUUAUAUUGCUUAAUUUCAUUUCAUUUUUGUGACCUGCGUCUUUUAAGCACUGCAUGUUAAAAUAAAUCAUUUUGAUCCAAAUUAAAAACAGAUAAACAGUUCUACAACUGAACAUCAAGAAUCAACAAAGUGCCUGCCCUGCCACAAAAUUCUGAGUGACAUUUUUUAUAAGGAGUACAUUAUGUUUUUCAGUAUAAAUGUAGAAGCACACAAAUAAAUCUAGGAGAACAAUGACUAAAAGUUCAUGAAUAAACGUUUUUGGGAGUAAUCCAUGCUGAAUCAAGCACAAUCAUUAGGUGAGAUAAACAUUUUCAGCUGGCCCUUUAAGUGACGGGCCAUUACCACGGUAGCUUGGGCACUCGCUUGUCUGUGAUGAAAAAAAAAAAAUCUCUGACUGCGAUGUCUUCCUAGCAGCAGACAUUUGCAGUAAACUCAAACUAACUUUGAAAAACAACCUAGCAAAAGAAACACGAGGAUAAAGUCACACAUUGGGUAUCUUCAGAUGUGUCAGUGUUGACUCAUUCACCCUAAUACCCUGUUGGUUAGUAGUUAACAAGUUCAUCCUCCCUCGGCAGGUACAUGGCCCCAGAACUGCUGGAUGACACGAUCAAUAUUGGCAGCUUUGAGUCAUUCAAGCGGGCAGAUAUCUACUCCCUGGGCCUUGUGUUCUGGGAACUGGCGCGGAGGUGCUCCAUCAGGGGUAAGUUUUUUAAAACUCUUAGUACAAAAGCAACCUGAAGCAAAUAAAAUGGAAGUCUACUAGAAAUGACACUAUUUAAAGCUGAAGCUAAUAUUGUAUUCCCUGUAUGGUGCACUACUUUUGACCAGGACCCAUAGGGCUCUGGUCAAAAGUAGUGCACUAUAGGGUGCCAUUUGGGACACCAUCAAGUUAUUUAACUCUUAGUACAAAAGCAACCUGAAGCAAAUGAAAUGGAAGUCGGGAAGUCUAGUCUGUGCAGCUAAUGCACUCAGAGAAAUGACACUGGAGUAGUGAUUGAUGCAGUUAUUGGUUUAUUGGGUAGGCGACGCAUAUACUUUAAUCAGUGAUUCAUCAUCUAAUGAAUAUUAAAGGAUGAUAAUAUUACCACCGAUAUUACGUGAACACAAUUUCUCAUAUUGCCAUGGAACUGAUGAAGGAUGGUACAUUUGUGCCAGGGAACUGAUCAAGAAAUGUGCUUGUCUUUUUUCCACAGGACUUCAAGAAGAUUUUCAGUUGCCUUACUAUGAUAUGGUGCCUUCAGAUCCUUCUGUGGAGGACAUGAGAAAGAUAGUCUGUGACCAGAAACUGAGACCCAACAUUCCCAACCAGUGGCAGAGCUGUGAGGUGAGAUACAUUUUUUUGACUGUGAUAGGGUUGCAAAAUUCCAUUAACUUUCCAAGGUUUUCCAGAAACCCCCGGAUGGAAGAUUCCUGGAAUCGGUAGGGAAUAAUCAGGAAAUCCGGGAAUCCUCUGAAAGGGGAAGCCUGGGAAUUUUGGGGAAAAUUGUACAACCCUAGACUGAUUUUUUUUUAGCUUCCACUACAGAGCCAUAGGGCCGACUGAAGUCAGAUGGGGAAUACAGUAUACUAACUGUAUGUUAGCUUGGUUAGCAUUUAGAAUUGUACCUCUGUAAAUUGAACUGCUGUUUUUGAGGAAGGUUUUUCUUGUAAUGACUGGGAUAUGGGGUUGUCUAACCUUGCUUAUUUGAAUGCACUGACUGUAAUUCUAAGUUGCUCUGCUCUGGACAAGAGUGUCUGCUAAAUAGCCAAAAUGUACAUGUAAAAUGUGGACCUGUUGAUUUGAAAAUUAUCCUUCUUGAUUUAUCAGGCACUGCGGGUGAUAGGCAAGCUGAUGCGCGAGUGCUGGUACACCAACGCUGCAGCUCGCCUCACCGCGCUGAGGGUCAAGAAAACCGUCUCUCAGGUGACUGUACUCAAGGACAUCAAAGAUUAG
Coregonus sp. 'balchen' is the source of this 17787-nucleotide messenger RNA. The record is from the annotation of a GenBank genome assembly. NCBI's taxonomy places the organism in Eukaryota, Metazoa, Chordata, Actinopteri, Salmoniformes, Salmonidae.